Messenger RNA from Conger conger (European conger), 1465 nucleotides. It is a transcript of the gene dnajb5, whose product is annotated as DnaJ heat shock protein family (Hsp40) member B5. The transcript is spliced from 4 exons. Gene Ontology annotation, cellular component: cytosol. Bases 36 to 1256 code for a protein of 406 amino acids. NCBI's taxonomy places the organism in Eukaryota, Metazoa, Chordata, Actinopteri, Anguilliformes, Congridae. Gene Ontology annotation, molecular function: protein-folding chaperone binding. Gene Ontology annotation, biological process: negative regulation of transcription by RNA polymerase II. The record is from RefSeq and is a predicted model, not a curated record.
CGAGCUGCACACAUAGAUCUGCUUUAACUUGCAACAUGGUUUUGAUUUGGACUCAGUUUGGUUUGAAACACAAAAACCUUAAGUGUCAGGUUCGGGUUAUACACAGAAAUGACAGCUGGAUAUUGGGGCAAGCGCGGGUGGUCCCGGAAGUGCACUGUCUGUCCAUCACGGCCAUGGGGAAGGAUUACUAUAAGAUCCUGGGGAUCCAGUCGGGCUCCAACGAGGAUGAAAUCAAGAAGGCAUACAGGAAGAUGGCCCUCAAGUUCCACCCCGACAAAAACAAGGAUGCCAACGCGGAGGAGAAGUUUAAGGAGAUCGCCGAGGCCUACGAGGUCCUCAGCGACCCAAAGAAGAGGGUGAUCUACGACCAGUACGGCGAAGAGGGUCUGAAAACGGGCGGCGGCGGAUCGACCGGAGGGCAGGGGAACACCUACCACUACACCUUCCACGGGGACCCCCACGCCACCUUCGCCUCCUUCUUCGGGGGCUCCAACCCCUUCGACAUCUUCUUCGGCCACAGCCGAUCCCGAGGGACCUCCAAUGGCUUCGGAGAGCACGGAGACCACGACAUGGACAUCGACCUCGACGGCGAUGAUGAUCCGUUCAGCCCCUUUGCCCGAUUCGGGUUCAACGGCAUCAACGGGUUCCACCACGGCGGCGGGGGCCGCAGGCUGCACCAGGAGCCCCUGCGGGGCCGACGGAAGCUCCAGGACCCCCCCGUGGUCCACGAACUCCGUGUCUCCCUGGAGGAGGUGUUCCACGGCUGCACCAAGCGCAUGAAGAUCACUCGCCGACGCGUCAAUCCCGACGGGCGGAGCCUUCGCACCGAGGACAAGAUCCUCAACAUCGUCAUCAAGCGGGGCUGGAAGGAGGGCACCAAGAUCACCUUCCCCAAAGAGGGCGACGAGACGCCUGAGAACAUCCCAGCAGACAUCGCCUUCGUCCUCAAGGACAAGGGACACCCCCACUUCAAACGGGACGGAGCCAACAUCAUCUACACCGCUAGGAUCAGUCUUAAAGAGGCGCUUUGUGGCUGCACAGUGAACAUUCCCACCAUGGACAACCGCAUCAUCCCCCUGCCCUGCGGAGAGGUCAUCAAACCGGGAACAGUCAAGAGACUGAGGGGGGAGGGGCUCCCCUUCCCAAAGAGCCCCUCCCAGCGCGGGGACUUGAUAGUGGAGUUCCAGGUGCGCUUUCCCGACAGGAUACCGCCACAGUCCCGGGAAAUCAUCAAACAGCACCUCCCCGUGUCGUAGGACUGCAGUGGACUCAAGCCCUGGGAUCUCACUCUCUCUCUCCCUUCCACUCUCCUUCUUUUUUUAUCAUACUUAUUUUCUGGAUGCCAAUACUUUAAUCAGAACUUUAAACAUAAAGUGCCACAAGAGUUUGUUUUAUUAUCUUCUAUGUAAAGAAAACAUUUUUACGCACAUUUGGACAUGUGAGGACUGGUCUCUGUGGACAGAGU